GGACUCAAAUGAUGGAGCUUGUUGUGCCAGAACUGAUUCUGAAGGAAUCUACGUGUGAAAGAAUAGUAUAGUUGAAUUGUUUAUAGUUUGGUGAAUCAAGAUGGGCCGUCCUAAGAAGUCGUCAAAGCAUCAUAAAAAGAAAGUUACACAGACAGAAGAGCUAGUGGAUCCGCCUGUGGAAGAGCUAGUAGAUCAGCCUCUGGAAGAACAAGUGGAUCAGCCUCUGGAAGAGCAAGUGGACCAGCCUCAGGAAGAGCAAGUGGGAGGUGAUAGAACUGAGCCACUGAACGAUGGAGAACACCUAACUGAUGAGAUUGAAGAAGAAGAGCAGAAUGACGAUCAAAGCAACAACCUUGAAGAUGAGAAUGAAGUGAUUAGAGAUGGAAUAAAUUCUGAUAGUGAAUUCUCUGAACCGGCUGCCUUUGAUGAAAGAAAUGAUCCACUUCAACCUAAGAGUAAGAGACAGCGUGGACCAACAAAGAUGAAAUCCAUCGCUAAGGAUCCAAAUGCUCGGGAACCAGUUGACUUCACUCCAAUGGGAGAACUUUAUGGUCCAGGUUCAGUUAAGUUAUCAUCAUACCUAGGUCCCUUAAUCCGAGAACACGUUCCUGUUAUUAUUGAUGAUUGGAGAAAGAUUGGUGAAGAUACCAAAACAGUGCUGUGGAAAUCUGUUCAGAACUGUUAUUUCAAUGGAAGCUAGAGGAAUCAUAAUCGGCCUCCCCGCUGUAAAGUAUGUACCAAACCCCAGACGACAGACACCACAACAAGGAGAGACACCACAACAAGCAGAGACACCUAUACAAGCAGAGAACGAUCAACAAAGAACUGUUGUUUCAAGGGAAGCUAGAGGACUCGUAUGCGGCCUCCCCGCGUUGAACGUUAAACCGAAACUCAGACAACAGACACCACAACAAGGAGAGACACCACAACAAGCAGAGAACGAUCAACAAAGUGAUGGGGAUGAUGAACUGAAGGAGAUAACAAAGCUAGAGUUUAGACGGUCUUGUGCUCACUUAGGCUACUUAAUACGCGUCGAAGAAAAGGAAGAAGACAUUGAUCCACUGUUUCUGGGAUUAUGGAGAAACCUCAAAAACAAUCCCGGCAAGUACACUGCAAUGAAACGCCCAAAAGUAGAAAAAGGACAGUCCUCAAGACGCAAGGCUGAUUGAAGAUUAAUGGCAUGGUUCGUUCUAUUAAUUAGGCAAUAUUGGAGUUCAAGUUUUUUUAGUUCAUGUAUGUUUAGACUUUGUUAAUUUAAUAACUUUAUCGAAUUUAGUUCAUGUUAUGUUUAGACUUUGUUAAUUUAAUAACUUUAUCUAAUUUAGUUCAUGUUAUGUUCUAUUGAAUUUAGACUUUUCGUU
This is a messenger RNA of Capsella rubella, 1361 nucleotides long. RefSeq lists its product as uncharacterized. The coding region runs from base 101 to 700 and encodes 199 amino acids. Lineage: Eukaryota; Viridiplantae; Streptophyta; Magnoliopsida; Brassicales; Brassicaceae. The record is from RefSeq and is a predicted model, not a curated record. The transcript has 4 exons.